Molecule: messenger RNA, 4159 nt
Organism: Artibeus jamaicensis (Jamaican fruit-eating bat)
Lineage: Eukaryota; Metazoa; Chordata; Mammalia; Chiroptera; Phyllostomidae
Gene: SMC1A
Product: structural maintenance of chromosomes 1A
Exons: 25
Coding region: 74-3775 (1233 amino acids)
Biological process (GO): sister chromatid cohesion
Cellular component (GO): chromosome; nucleus; cohesin complex
Molecular function (GO): protein binding; DNA binding; ATP binding
Source: RefSeq, a predicted model, not a curated record
UUUCCCGCGCAGGCUACUCCAGUUGCAGUCUUACGGCGCGGCCAUUCGUGCAGCAGCUUGCGCCGCCGCCGUAAUGGGCUUCCUGAAACUGAUUGAGAUUGAGAACUUUAAGUCGUAUAAGGGUCGACAGAUAAUCGGACCAUUUCAGAGGUUCACCGCCAUCAUUGGACCCAAUGGCUCUGGUAAGUCAAAUCUCAUGGACGCCAUCAGUUUCGUGUUGGGUGAAAAAACCAGCAACCUGCGAGUAAAGACCCUGAGGGAUCUGAUCCACGGAGCUCCUGUGGGCAAGCCAGCUGCCAACCGGGCCUUCGUCAGCAUGGUCUACUCUGAGGAGGGUGCCGAGGACCGCACCUUUGCCCGUGUUAUUGUUGGGGGUUCCUCUGAGUACAAGAUCAACAACAAAGUGGUCCAGCUACAUGAGUACAGUGAGGAAUUAGAGAAGUUGGGCAUUCUCAUCAAAGCUCGUAACUUCCUCGUCUUCCAGGGUGCCGUGGAAUCUAUUGCCAUGAAGAACCCCAAAGAAAGGACAGCUCUGUUUGAAGAGAUCAGUCGCUCUGGAGAGCUGGCCCAGGAAUAUGAUAAGCGAAAGAAGGAAAUGGUGAAAGCUGAAGAGGACACACAAUUUAAUUACCACCGUAAGAAAAAUAUUGCGGCUGAACGCAAGGAGGCCAAACAAGAGAAAGAAGAGGCUGACCGCUACCAGCGCCUGAAGGAUGAGGUGGUCCGAGCUCAGGUACAGCUGCAGCUCUUUAAGCUUUAUCACAAUGAAGUGGAAAUCGAGAAGCUCAAUAAGGAACUGGCCUCUAAGAACAAGGAGAUAGAAAAGGACAAGAAGCGUAUGGACAAGGUAGAGGAUGAGCUGAAGGAGAAGAAGAAGGAGCUGGGCAAAAUGAUGCGGGAGCAGCAGCAGAUUGAGAAGGAGAUCAAAGAAAAGGAUUCAGAAUUGAACCAGAAGCGACCUCAGUACAUCAAAGCCAAGGAGAAUACUUCCCACAAAAUCAAGAAGCUGGAAGCAGCCAAGAAAUCUCUACAGAAUGCUCAGAAGCAUUAUAAGAAACGGAAAGGUGACAUGGAUGAACUGGAAAAGGAGAUGCUCUCGGUGGAGAAAGCCCGGCAGGAGUUUGAGGAACGGAUGGAAGAGGAGAGUCAGAGUCAGGGCAGAGACUUGACCUUGGAGGAGAAUCAAGUGAAGAAAUACCACCGGUUGAAAGAAGAAGCUAGCAAGAGAGCAGCCACCCUGGCCCAGGAGCUGGAGAAGUUCAAUCGAGACCAGAAAGCUGACCAGGACCGGCUGGAUCUGGAAGAGCGGAAGAAAGUAGAGACAGAGGCCAAGAUCAAGCAAAAGCUGCGGGAGAUUGAAGAGAAUCAGAAGCGGAUUGAGAAACUGGAGGAGUACAUCACGACUAGCAAGCAGUCUCUAGAGGAGCAGAAGAAGCUAGAGGGGGAGCUGACAGAGGAGGUGGAGAUGGCCAAGCGGCGUAUUGACGAGAUCAAUAAGGAGCUGAACCAGGUGAUGGAGCAGCUGGGGGAUGCCCGCAUUGACCGCCAGGAGAGCAGCCGCCAGCAGCGCAAGGCAGAGAUUAUGGAAAGCAUCAAACGCCUGUAUCCUGGCUCUGUGUACGGCCGCCUCAUUGAUCUCUGCCAGCCCACACAAAAGAAGUAUCAGAUUGCUGUAACCAAGGUUUUGGGCAAGAACAUGGAUGCCAUCAUCGUGGACUCAGAGAAGACAGGCCGAGACUGUAUACAGUAUAUCAAGGAGCAACGUGGGGAGCCUGAGACCUUCUUGCCUCUUGACUACCUGGAGGUGAAACCUACAGAUGAGAAACUGCGGGAGCUGAAAGGGGCCAAGCUGGUGAUUGAUGUGAUUCGCUAUGAGCCACCUCAUAUCAAAAAGGCCCUGCAGUAUGCUUGUGGCAAUGCCCUCGUCUGUGACAACGUGGAGGAUGCUCGUCGCAUUGCCUUUGGAGGCCACCAGCGCCACAAGACAGUGGCACUAGAUGGGACCCUGUUCCAGAAGUCAGGAGUGAUCUCUGGCGGGGCCAGUGACCUGAAGGCCAAGGCACGGCGCUGGGAUGAGAAAGCGGUAGACAAGUUAAAAGAGAAGAAAGAGCGGUUGACAGAGGAGCUGAAAGAGCAAAUGAAGGCAAAGCGGAAAGAGGCAGAGCUACGUCAGGUGCAGUCUCAGGCCCACGGACUGCAGAUGCGGCUCAAGUACUCACAGAGUGACCUCGAACAGACCAAGACACGACAUCUGGCCCUGAAUCUGCAGGAAAAGUCCAAGUUGGAGAGUGAGCUAGCCAACUUCGGGCCUCGCAUCAACGAUAUCAAGAGGAUCAUCCAAAGCCGAGAGAGGGAGAUGAAAGACCUGAAGGAGAAGAUGAACCAGGUAGAGGAUGAGGUGUUUGAAGAAUUUUGUCGGGAGAUUGGUGUACGUAACAUUCGGGAGUUUGAGGAGGAGAAGGUGAAGAGGCAGAAUGAAAUCGCCAAGAAGCGUUUGGAGUUUGAGAAUCAGAAGACUCGCUUGGGCAUCCAGCUGGACUUUGAGAAGAACCAGCUGAAGGAGGACCAGGACAAAGUGCACAUGUGGGAGCAAACAGUGAAGAAGGAUGAAAAUGAGAUAGAAAAGCUCAAGAAGGAGGAGCAGAGACACAUGAAGAUCAUAGAUGAAACCAUGGCUCAGCUCCAGGAUCUGAAGAAUCAACACCUGGCCAAGAAGUCAGAGGUGAAUGACAAGAACCAUGAGAUGGAGGAGAUUCGUAAGAAACUGGGGGGCGCCAACAAGGAAAUGACCCAUUUACAGAAGGAGGUGACAGCCAUUGAGACCAAGCUUGAACAGAAGCGCAGUGACCGCCACAACCUGCUACAGGCCUGCAAGAUGCAGGACAUCAAGUUGCCGCUGUCUAAGGGCACCAUGGACGAUAUUAGUCAGGAAGAGGGGAGCUCCCAGGGGGAGGACUCCGUGAGUGGUUCCCAGCGGACUUCCAGUAUCUAUGCCCGAGAAGCCCUCAUCGAGAUUGACUACGGUGACCUGUGUGAGGAUCUGAAGGAUGCCCAGGCUGAGGAGGAGAUCAAGCAGGAGAUGAAUACACUGCAGCAGAAACUAAAUGAGCAGCAGAGUGUGCUGCAGCGGAUUGCUGCCCCCAACAUGAAGGCCAUGGAAAAGCUGGAAAGUGUCCGAGACAAGUUCCAGGAGACCUCAGAUGAGUUUGAGGCGGCCCGAAAGCGAGCCAAGAAGGCCAAGCAGGCAUUCGAACAGAUCAAGAAGGAGCGCUUUGACCGCUUCAAUGCUUGUUUCGAAUCUGUGGCCACCAACAUUGACGAGAUAUAUAAGGCCCUGUCCCGCAACAGCAGUGCCCAGGCAUUCCUGGGCCCUGAAAACCCAGAGGAGCCCUAUUUGGAUGGCAUCAACUACAACUGCGUGGCCCCUGGCAAACGGUUCCGCCCUAUGGACAACUUGUCAGGGGGAGAGAAAACGGUGGCAGCUCUGGCCCUGCUCUUUGCCAUUCACAGCUACAAGCCAGCCCCCUUCUUCGUCUUGGAUGAGAUCGAUGCCGCCCUAGAUAACACGAACAUUGGCAAGGUGGCCAAUUACAUCAAGGAACAGUCGACCUGCAACUUCCAGGCCAUCGUCAUCUCUCUCAAAGAGGAAUUCUACACCAAGGCUGAGAGCCUCAUUGGCGUCUACCCUGAGCAAGGAGACUGUGUGAUCAGCAAAGUCCUGACCUUUGACCUCACCAAGUACCCAGAUGCCAACCCCAACCCCAAUGAACAGUAGUACUUCUUCCCUCCCACCCUGUUGAUCCCAGAGCUGCCCAUCUCCCAGUCUCUGGAUAUUUGUCUCCCAGCCUUCCCCUCCCUCCUGUGUCUGUCUGCUAUAGUCACGGCAUUUAGGCACUGCUGUCCAGCGCAAAGAGGAACGGAGGUGAUGUUAGGUCUGGAGCAAAAACUGAGCUACAGGGAGCAUCCUGGCCUCUGGAAGGAAUUGCUGAGCUGAACAGGGCCAGCUGCCCCUUCCCACUUCUCCUGCUCCCAGACGUCCCUUCCCAUCAUCCAUAAUCAUGGGUCUGUGAGACCGCUUGCAUUCUGCAUGUGUGUGGGGAUAAGUGUGUGUGUGUGUGGGGGGGUAUGUUUGCAAAAUAAUAAAGAUAUUGCAGAUUCA